Molecule: messenger RNA, 1233 nt
Organism: Gigantopelta aegis
Lineage: Eukaryota; Metazoa; Mollusca; Gastropoda; Neomphalida; Peltospiridae
Product: trace amine-associated receptor 4-like
Exons: 3
Coding region: 1-1233 (410 amino acids)
Biological process (GO): G protein-coupled receptor signaling pathway
Cellular component (GO): membrane
Molecular function (GO): G protein-coupled receptor activity
Source: RefSeq, a predicted model, not a curated record
AUGACAACCAAUAGCACUGGAUUCAGUUCGCCGAAGGAGAAUUCUGCGACGAUUAAUAUCUUGCUGAUGAGUUUAACCAUCAUACUAAUUUUUGUCUCUGCCGGAGGAAAUGCUCUAACCGUUGCUGCCGUCAGUCGAUUUAAGAAUCUGAGGUAUCCCAGUAACAUCAUGAUCGCAGCUCUAGCGAUCAGCGACUUCACUGUGGCCUCUCUGUUCACGACCAUCAAUCUGUUACGUACACACAUGCCAUUCCUCUUCACGGUCAGGCCAUCUUGCUUAGUGAUUUUAUUCAUAACACAGAUCGUGUCGCUAACCAGCGUUGUGUUUCAAGCAGUUCUGUCGCUUGAGCGAUUCUACGCAAUUCAGUUCCCGUAUUACUACCACGCACACGCCACGACAGCGAUUCAUGCGAUAUGGAGUGCUUCUAUAGCUGCAGUAAUUGUGGUUCUGAGCCUUCCUGUGCUUUUUGGAAUAGAUCACUGGUCAGAAGAAGUCGUAUGCUACUCCCAAGUUUUGUUUCCAAGUUCAUACGCUGGUAUUAUUGCAGCUAUAGUCAUUACAUUUCAGAUGCUCGGUCUUUUGGCGUUUAUGCGAGUUUUGUUUGCAGAAAUUAAAUUCAGAUGUCGAGAUCGAAAUCUGCAGACGUCGGAGAUGGAAAAGCAAAGCCUCGUUGCAGUCCACCCUGAUGGUCCUGGCAUACGGGUCAGUCAAGCUCUCGGUCAUUCACAAAAACACGACAAAGAGUAUGGUGAUUCAAAAUGUGUAAAAGCAAAGCAUUUGUACCUAAACCCUUGGAGAAAAGCAAAAGAAGAUCGUUUACUGGAGAUGUUAGCGACUUCAUUGUGGCCUCUGUGUUCACGACCAUCAAUCUGUUACAUACUCGGUCUGUUGGCGUUUUUGCGAGUUUUGUUUACAGAAAUUAAAUUCAGAUGUCGAGAUCGAAAUCUGCAGACGUCGGAGAUGGAGAAGCAAGCCUCGCUGCAGUCCACCCUGAUGAUCCUGGCGUUCGGGAUAUCCUUGUGUUUUUACAUGCCGCAUAUUGUCUGCUAUUUCUUGGGAACAUUUUCAAACUAUUCACAUAACCAUUUAAUAAUGGAGAUAGUAUGGUUGAUGGAUGUUUGUAACACGGCUGUCAACUCUUUCAUUUAUGGUCUCAAGAACAGAAAGUUGAGAAAGGCAUACAAGUGUUGUUUGAGAUGUAAGAUGACGGACGUCGAACCGCUUACCGAAUGA